CUAACAUUGUGCUCAAAUGCUUCACCCCGUCAGCUGAGAAAGUGGUACAGAAAUAAGUGCUAGGAUUUAGUGUCAAAAUGAAGCAAGGAUACUUGAUGACGAUGGUAGUUUUGGCUGUCUCUCUCACCGAAGUAAAAUCAGAAUGUUCUAUCGAAACGGAGGACGGUGACUGCUGCGUAUUUCCAUUUAUCUACAAAGGUGAAACCUAUAACUUUUGCACGUUUAAAGACAGUAUCAAACCAUGGUGUUCGCUGACUUCGAAUUACGACGCAGAUAAAAAAUCUGGUACAUGCAAAUACGAAACUUGCCAAAUUAAAACUACAAAUGACGAAUGCUGCGUGUUCCCAUUCACGUACGGGGGAAAUACUUACCACGCGUGUACAAUGGCUUGGGACUCGAACGCAUGGUGUGGCACGAAAUCGUCUGUCCAAUACUUUAAUAGGGAACCAAGAGGAAACUGCCGAUCGUAUGCGGAACCGUGUUUUAAAAACCCAUGCGAAAACAACGGCGUGUGUCGAAGCGACAAAUCGCAUUUUACCUGUGAUUGCCGAACGGGGUAUAGAGGGAAAACUUGUUCAGAAAAAGUUCUUCCAUGUGAAAGUUCGCCAUGUAAAAACGGAGGAAAGUGUGAAAAUGACGGCGAGGCAUACAAGUGCAACUGCCUAGAAGGAUACAAGGGAACCGAUUGUGGCACGAAAAUAGUGGACCCUUGCAAAAAUUCUCCAUGUCAGAAUGAUGGGAAGUGUUUUAGCGACUACGAAAAAGAAGAGUUUUAUUGCCAGUGUCCAAAGGGAUUUGAAGGAAUCGCUUGCGCAGAGGAAGUUGAUCCAUGCGAUCCAUCGCCUUGUGAAAAUUCUGGACAAUGUUCUGCCGUUGGACAGAAUUUUCAGUGUAAAUGUUCAAGUAACUAUGAAGGAGAUACUUGUCAAUGCAAAGCCGAUCCAUGUAAGAGUAGUCCAUGUGAAAAUGGAGGAGAAUGUUUAAGUAACUUCGAAAACUUCACUUUCUCGUGCAAGUGCUCUGAAGGAUACGAAGGAGUGAAAUGUGAAGAAACAGCGAACCCAUGCGAGUCCGAUCCUUGCAAGAAUAGUGGAAAAUGUGAAAACAAGGGAAACGAUUUUCAGUGUGAAUGCUCAGACCAUUAUGAAGGGGAUACUUGUGAAUCAAUAGUUGAUCCAUGCCGAAACAAUCCAUGUAAGAACGGUGGACAAUGUCUUAGCAACUUGGAAACCUUUACCUUCUCGUGCAAAUGCUCUGAAGGAUACGAAGGGGAGAAAUGCGAAGAAACAGCUAACCCAUGCGAGUCUACUCCUUGUAAAAAUGGUGGAAAAUGUGAAAACAAAGGAAACGAUUUUCAGUGUGAAUGCACUGAGAAUUACGAAGGGGAUACUUGUGAAUCAAUAGUUGAUCCAUGCAAAAGUGAUUCUUGUAAGAACGGAGGACAAUGCUUGAGCAACUUGGAAGAUUUUUCUUUCACGUGCAAAUGUUCUGAAGGUUACAAAGGAGAACAUUGUGAGGAGACAGCAAAUCCGUGCGAGUCUUCGCCUUGUAAAAAUGAUGGAAAAUGUGAAAAUAAGGGAAAUGAUUUUGAGUGUGAAUGUUCAGAGAAUUAUGAAGGGAAUACUUGUGAAUCGAUAGUUGAUCCAUGCCGAAACAAUCCAUGUAAGAACGGAGGACAAUGCUUCAGCAACUUGGAAAAUUUUUCUUUCAAGUGCAAAUGUUCUGAAGGUUACGAAGGAGAACAUUGUGAGGAAACAGCAAAUCCGUGCGAGUCUUCCCCUUGCAAAAAUAGCGCGAAAUGUGAAAAUGAGGGAGAUGGCUUUCAGUGUCAAUGCUCAGAGCAUUAUGAAGGAAAUACUUGUGAAUCAAUAGUUGACCCAUGCCGAAACAAUCCAUGUAAGAACGGUGGACACUGUCUUAGCAACUUGGAAACCUUUACCUUCUCAUGCAAUUGCUCUGAAGGAUACGAAGGGGAGAAAUGCGAAGAAAAAGCUAAUCCAUGCGGAUCUACUCCUUGUAAAAAUGGUGGAAAAUGUGAAAAUAUAGGAAAAGACGUUCAGUGUGAAUGCUCCGAGAAUUAUGAAGGCGAUACUUGUGAAUCGAUAGUUGAUCCAUGCAAAAGUGAUUCUUGUAAGAACGGAGGGCAAUGCUUGAGCAACUUGGAAGAUUUUUCUUUCACAUGCAAAUGUUCUGAAGGUUACAAAGGAGAACAUUGUGAGGAGACAGCAAAUCCGUGCGAGUCUUCGCCUUGUAAAAACGGUGGGAGAUGUAAAAAUAAGGGAAAUGAUUUUCAGUGUAAUUGCACAGAGCAUUAUGAAGGCGAUACUUGCGAGUCAAUAGUUGAUCCGUGCAAGGACAGUCAAUGUGAAAAUGGAGGACAGUGUCUUAGUAACCUGCACGACUUCACGUACUUCUGCAAAUGCCCCACGGAGUACAAAGGAGACACAUGUGAAAAGAAAGUCGAUCCAUGCGAGUCUUCUCCUUGUAAAAAUGGUGGAAAUUGUGUGAAAAAUGGAGUCAAUUUCAAGUGUGAAUGUACAGCACAAUUCGAAGGCGAUACUUGUCAAUCAAUAGUUGAUCCCUGCAGCAGUACUCCGUGUAAGAACGAAGGGAAAUGUUUGAGCGACAUGAAAGACUCCACGUUCCUUUGCAAAUGUUCGAAAGGAUUUGAAGGGGAAACAUGUGAAGUGAAAGUCAAUCCAUGCGACUCUUCUCCCUGUGCAAACGGCGGGAAGUGCGUCGAAUCAGAUGAUGGUUUCAAAUGUGAAUGUACAGAACACUACGAAGGCAAUAAGUGUCAGUUAAAAGUCGAUCCUUGCAAAAGUAGUCCAUGUAAAAACGGUGGAAGAUGUCAAAGUGACUUGGAAAAGUUCACGUUCUCAUGCAAAUGCUCUUACGGAUUCUUUGGAAAAACUUGUGAAAGGCGAGCUACUGGCUCAUGCACAAAUGCAAACUGGGUGACAAGUUUUGACAGAGCUGGAUGGUCAAAAUGUGAUGGCAAAUUUCCUUAUAUUGAUGGCUUUUACCGAAGCAGAUCAGUAUUUCCAUUCAAUGAUUUCAUAUUUCAUCUGGAAAAAGCCGAGUGCUGUGAAGGUUACAAGUAUAUGAAUAGUGAAUGUUUGGUGGUGGAUUGGACCAUAAGUUUUGAUAGAAAAAACACAUGGAACUUGUGUAAAACCGGGUACUAUUUGUCAGGCCUGUCUCGUUCACGAGGACAAAAUUUGCACAAUAUUGAGAAAGCGUGGUGUUGCAAGCCCAGAGGGGCGCCGAAUUCCUACAAGUCCUGCUACAAUGAGAACGUUUGGGCUAAAUUCGACUACAAUAGGCAGGGGAUGGUGUCGUGCUCAAAACCUGGUCAUUAUAUAACUGGUCUAUACAGGUCCACUUGCGACCUCCUGUAUUGUAUCGAGGAAUUCAAAUGCUGCAAACUGUAGAUUUUUGAUUUCAAUAAGUUCUACCACUUGGGAUAUGCGUGCGCAUGCGUGGAGUUUGAAGAAUGAAGAACUGCUUUUAUCAACAUUUUCGUGUUAUUUUAGUAAAACCUUUAACUGGGGUUCAGUGACGUAGCUAUAGUAGCGAUUUGUGUCCGUACCGAUAGGUGAUUAUUUUUCAGAUUCAUAGGAAAUGGAUUUGUGAUAUGUCUAAUCGCAACUUGUUGUUUUAUAAAAAAAUUAAAUAAACACGAAGAGUUAAUCUCGCGCGUGAAGUCAAAUAACACUCGAAUGUAGCCUAAUUACAAUGUAGCCUGGCAGCGUCUUCAAACAACUUCGCGUCAAAUGUGAUAUAACAACUGCCUGAAGAAGACAAAA
Dendronephthya gigantea is the source of this 3809-nucleotide messenger RNA. Its product is annotated as fibropellin-1-like. NCBI's taxonomy places the organism in Eukaryota, Metazoa, Cnidaria, Anthozoa, Malacalcyonacea, Nephtheidae. The record is from RefSeq and is a predicted model, not a curated record. Bases 78 to 3434 code for a protein of 1118 amino acids. Gene Ontology annotation, biological process: axon guidance. The transcript is spliced from 28 exons. Gene Ontology annotation, molecular function: calcium ion binding.